Messenger RNA from Ostrinia furnacalis (Asian corn borer), 1808 nucleotides. RefSeq lists its product as uncharacterized. The record is from RefSeq and is a predicted model, not a curated record. Lineage: Eukaryota; Metazoa; Arthropoda; Insecta; Lepidoptera; Crambidae. Bases 1 to 1761 code for a protein of 586 amino acids. The transcript is spliced from 14 exons.
AUGGUGGUGGACGCGAACAGCGUUAGUUCUGUACAACCCGAAUGGAUGGAUCAAGAUAUCAAUGUAAAAUAUAAGCCCUCAGAAUGGAUUUCAAAGGAUGAAUUCACUUUACCAACAUCUGCUGAAUUGUGCCUCUUGGUCCCUAUGCGUGAUGAAGGUUCUACAGACGUUGGUGAUGACAAUAUGAUAACUGAUCUGAAUACUGUUGGAAAAUACAUUGUCCUACACAAGAAUGACAUCAUCGAUGUAGAUGGAGAAAAAAAUAUGUUGAGCAAACGUGAUGGAAAUUAUUCAGAUUUCACAAGUAUGCCCGAAUCAAACGGUCGAAAUGAACAGGGUCAUCGUCGAGUUCUAGUUCGAGUUUCAAGAGCCUUACUCUCUGGGAAUGAGGAAGAUUUAAAAGUUUCUUCUCUUGGCUCGGAGCACUUCUUAACGUUACCACAUCGGCAUCCACAUCAUGCUCAAAUUGACCUGGAAGCACGCGCCGAUGAAAACCAACUUAUUCGUGUUGGAUCGUCUGGAAGCAUCAAUACAAUAGUAGCUGAUAACUCGCGACGAACUCGUUCUGUGAUAACAGUUCAAGCUACUAACAAGGGACUAGCUGCAGCUAGAUUCAGGGUUAAAGCUAGAGAUUGUGGACCAGAAAUGGCAAGUUUACUUAAUCAGAAAGAGAGUGAGCUUGUGGCUGGUCCCACUCUGUUGCCACCUCGACAUACGCAGCGUUUUCAUCUUGAAUUACCCACAGAACUUCCCGUUGACGUAGUGCAUUGUUCAGUGGCAUUAGUAAAUGAUGAUGAAGAAUCAGUCGCUGUGAGAGAUGUCGCUAUUAAGAAAGGGGAUCGGUGCUUUUGCGUCUGGCAUUGUGACUGUGUUUGUCUCAAUGAAGAUCCAAAGUUGGUAUGCCGAGAAAUGGCAGAUGCUCGACAAGUGGCCGCUGGACUUUCACCCCGCGAACGAAGCCGCCGGGCCCGGUCUGUCUGCUACCCCGAUGUCGUGUCCUUGAAUUUAUUCGUGGUAGCAGUGGGUGUGCUCAUGGCCUUAUUGUUACUUGGACUAGCAAAAGCCUGUUUAGGCUUGUUCUGCCGAUGCGUAGCUAAGUGGGGCUUGGACAAACUAAUUCAAAUGCCUCGCAAACUGGACCAUUAUUAUGAGCCUGGCCUGAGCGGCCGCUGCGUCGUCUACGAUGAUGAAGGUUGGCCAGUACAUCCUGAUACCAAGAGACGCAGCGUUCGUCUAGUACCUAAAUUAGUGGAGUUCAUAUUGAACAUAAUAUUUUUUAUCACGGUGCCGUGUAUAAUGCUGCGCGAUGCCGUAACGCAGUUGCUAUGUCGGUCCUCACCGCGUCAAUGUGGCGCCGCUCCAGAUGGGAGAGAUGACCAAAAAUGCUUCAGCACUCAUGACAUGCAGGGCCUGCAGCAGCGGUGGCGCCGGCGGCGCGGCGGGCUGCGGCGGUGGAUGACUCCGCAAGCCGAGGACCUCUCGACUGACAUUUGGAGCAAAGGACUUGCUACACGAAAAUCUGUUGAAUGUGAAUUUAUGCGACCUUUGCUACAUGAACGACAUCAUAGGACUGGCGAAAUUGUCUCUUCGUGCGUGGACUCGGAACAAGACGACACCGAAUACGUUCUCAGGCAAAUGCAGAAGAGCAAAGAGUCACUAGCAAGGAGCCAAAAGAAAUUGAAUGAAUCGGGACCGUCAUCCGCACGAAAGCCGCUGAAUACUGAAAAUAAGUUAUCGCGUACCAUAAUCCGUCAAAAUUAGAUAAAAUAUUUAUUUGCUAUUGGUUACAUUACAUUCUUGUAUUAGGU